ACCUUGCACAAGAGUUCCUCACCAAAACCAUCCAAUAAAUCAACCCCAGCCUCAUCGCAAAAGAACUCACCCUUCCCAAAAUGUCCACUCCAAACCUCACAAUCCAUCAACACACGGGUCCUUUUCCAACCGUCUCAUCCCGCCAACACCCCGCCCUCCGCUUCCUCGAAAACUACAUCAAAAAAAUAAACUCCGCAUCCUACUCUGAUUCCUAUCUCUCGUACUACCAUCCUCGCAGCGUUUUCCACGAUGCCACUGGUAUUGAUUAUGUGGGCGGAGCCGUAAUCUGGAAAUGGAUACAAGGAUUAUUUGACGGAGAAAUAUUCUCGAAAAUCGAGAUGGAAAAUAAGGAGUUUUUUGUUAUUGGGGGAAUUGGGGGUCAGGGUGAGGAAAUUGAGGGGGAAAAUGGGAUGGAACGGGAAUGGAAGAUUUUUGGUGAAUCGAUGGCGCAUUGGUGGGUGAGGAGUUCUGGGGAGAAAAUUAGUGUGCCUAGGAGUAUGGUGUUUACGUUGGUGAAGGCUGAGGGUGAGGAGAUGGAGGAGGGGGAAGUGGUUGAUGCGAAUGGGGUGCUGGUGGAGGAAGUUGGGUUUGAGGGGUUGCAGAUUGGUGAGGUGAGGGUGUAUUAUGAUCGGAGUUUGUUGAUGGGGAUUUUUAGGAAAAGUGAACAGGAGAAGGAGAGGUUUGGUGCUUGAGUUGUCCUUGAGGAUGAUGGAAUUGGUGACUUUCUUUGUGAUGUUUCUAUUCUCAAGAUUAACAUUGGAAGCGGAAUGUUAGUGAAUCUCUAGCGAAGUUGUGGGAGCUCUUCGAGGCUUAGUUCCCAAAGUCUAGUUUCAUGUUUCGCUAUUUUACUAGAUUUAUUAGACCAGCGCAGCGUUUUUUUAAACAAAAGAGCAAUAUAUGGAUAGAGGAAGACUAGUAUGAUGAAUAAAAGGCUCAACUGCAACAAUAUAAAGGGUCAAAUGGUAAGUGUCCUCAACUUCAUCCGUCUCGCCAUCUC
Messenger RNA from Sclerotinia trifoliorum, 997 nucleotides. Lineage: Eukaryota; Fungi; Ascomycota; Leotiomycetes; Helotiales; Sclerotiniaceae. The record is from the annotation of a GenBank genome assembly.